Molecule: messenger RNA, 1954 nt
Organism: Aegilops tauschii subsp. strangulata
Lineage: Eukaryota; Viridiplantae; Streptophyta; Magnoliopsida; Poales; Poaceae
Biological process (GO): tRNA pseudouridine synthesis; mRNA pseudouridine synthesis
Cellular component (GO): nucleus; cytoplasm
Molecular function (GO): pseudouridine synthase activity; RNA binding
Source: RefSeq, a predicted model, not a curated record
AAAAACAAUCGAGGCCCUUCUCUUGCCGGGCGAGGCUAGGGCUCCGAUAGUGGGGCGCCAUGGCGGCGGGUGACGGCGGCGACACGGCGGCGCUGCCGACGGAAGUCGCCGCACUCCGGCUGCGCAUACUGGAGUUGGAGAGGGAGAACCAGAGGCUCGCCCAGAUUGUUUCCACCUGUAGCUGCAGCUCCAAGGAGGACAAUAUACCGUCUUCUUUAGCUGAGAGCUGUGAUCAACAAGUACAGAAGAAUGUAAAAUCACACGAAAGUAGAACCUCAGACCAUGGUUGCAAUGUUAAAGGGGAAGGGCAUGAUGAUUUAUCUAAAAUUCGAAGGAAGCAUUCUAAAAGAACAGGUCACCAAGUAGGGAAUGUAAGCCACUGCCAAAAGCGACUAAUUGCUCUGAAAAUCAUGUACUUCGGCCAGAGAUUCUAUGGCUUUGCUUCAGAAGCCCACACAGAGCCGACGGUUGAGUCUGAGAUUUUCAAAGCAAUUGAAAGAGCAAGACUACUGGUUGGAAGUAGGGAAGAUUCAUGCUAUUCUAGGUGUGGAAGAACUGACAAAGGAGUUUCUGCCACUGGACAGGUAAUAUCCUUAUAUCUCCGAUCAAAUUUAAAAGAUGCAGGAGAGAAUAUAUUGGGUGAAAGAUCUGAAAUCGAUUAUGUAAGUGUAUUGAAUAGAAAUCUUCCACGAGAUAUACGUGUAAUAGGUUGGUGUCCUGUUGCAGCAGACUUUCUUGCAAGAUUCUCCUGUUUGGGUAGGGAAUAUAAAUACCUGUUUUGGAAGCGGGCUUUGGAUGUAUCGAAAAUGCAGAAAGCUGCAUUUAAAUUCAUUGGGGAACAUGACUUCAGGAAUUUCUGUAAGAUGGAUGCAGCAAACGUGAGCAACUACAAGCGAUACAUUACAGAUUUUAAUAUUUCUGCUUGUGACCAAAGGUCCAACCAUGAUGAGCUGUGGUCCAUGAAUAUCAGGGGUAGCGCCUUUCUGUGGCAUCAAGUUCGUUGCAUGGCAGCUGUUCUGUUUUUUGUAGGUCAAGGCCUUGAAUCACCUUGUGUAGUUGACUCAUUGCUGGAUAUUACCAAGACUCCUAGAAAACCUCAAUAUACAAUGGCACCAGAGCUUCCAUUGAUUCUACGAUCUUGUCUAUUCGAUGGAGUCAGCUUCAUGUGUUCAUCAGAUGCCAGUCAGGCUUUGAUUGAACACUUGAAGGAUGAACACCAUCAGUAUAUGCUCCAAGCUGCCAUAUUUGAUGAGGCUUUGACCUGUUUAUCUAUUCCAGAGCCUAAUCCACUUGAACACCCUAAGAAGAAGAGAAAACACAUCCCUCUCCUGUCACGGGAAGCUGAACCUUCUUACGAGGAACGCAGAGCAAGAGUCAAAGCUAAGUCAGCAAAUGUGUAGUUGAGUGGCUACCUUAAGUAGCACACUAAGAGUUUCGCCUUCGAAGAUCGGCGCGGCUGACUGGCUGAGUGUUAUAAUCAAUCCAGCAUCAAGGGGCAAUCUCCUCAUCAGAACAUCUCUCCUUGAAGCUUCUGUUCUUACUGUGUACACUUCUGGGACGGGCUAAAGUGUUAAGUGGCGAUGGGGAAUCGACAAAAGAAGUUCAUCGUUCAGAUCUCCUUCAAGUUUUCUAGGUUAUUCACCACCCUUUGCCACCUACCAGCCUUCUGACAGAACUUGAUACGAUUGAUACAUACUAUGAUUUCUCAAGCGGCAAUGCUUGGUCCCUUGGCAUUGCUUUUGUACCAGCGAUUGGCUGCAAGAUGGCGACCUUUUAUUUUGCACAAUGCAGCGUCAAUUUGUCAUGUGAUGGCUGGCUCGUAGUCUUCCUUUUUUAGGCCUGAAACAUGUAAUGAUGUCCUCCAAAAGAUUCAUAAAUUCUGAAUACCGGGAUCGUCUGGCUGUAACAAUCAAAUUGAAGCUAGAACACCAAUGCUCAUGGUAUGAGACAAGUA